AUGAUGGGCAGCAAGGACUUAGAAGCUGAAAUCCAUCCCUUGAAGAACGAAGACAAGAGGUUGCAGGAGAAUCUGGGAAGCCAAACGACAAAGGAGGACAACCUGAAAGGCUUGCCUCGGCAGCCCGGCCUCUCCGGCUGCCGGACAGUGGCGUUUUUUCUUUCACUGUUUGUCUGCCUUUUUGUGGUGUUCGUGGUCUCGUUCAUCAUCCCCUGUCCGGACCGGCCCGCGUCCCAGGGGACAUGGAGGGUCUACUACAACGCAGCAGUCACCUAUGACUUUCUGGCUACAGAAGACAUAAACAGGGACAGGAUCCAAGACGUUCUCUUUCUGUAUAAAAAUACCAACAGCAGCAACAAUUCCAACCUGUCCUGCGCUGACGAAGGCUUUUCUUCCCCCUGCACCUUUGUGGCCGCUGUGUCAGGGGCCAAUGGCAGCGUGCUCUGGGAGAGGCCCGCAGCCCAAGACGGCGCCCUUGUGCAGUGUGCUGUCCCACAGCCACAGGGCGGCAGGACAUCGUCUGCCUGCAUCCUCGUGGGCAGACCCAGUUCCUUCGUCGCUGUGGACGUGUUCACAGGGGAGACCCUGUGGAGCCACCCCAGUAGCUUUGGAGGGAACGCUUCCAUCCUGAGCUCUUUACUCCGACUGCCCGACGUCGAUGCUGACGGGGCUCCAGACCUGCUGGUUCUCACCCAGGAGGAGAAGGAGGUUAGCGGCUACAUCUAUUCAGGCAGCACUGGUCACCAGAUUGGCCACCGAGGCAGCCUUGGUGUGGGUGGGACCAGUGGCUCCCUCCUCCAUGUCACCAGGAUGGGUGCUCACUACAUCCUUUUCCCUUGCGCAAGCUCCCUCUGUGGUCGCUCUGUGAAGGGUCUCCAUGAGACGGUGACCGGGAGAGGGAGCCCACUGAAGAGAGACCCGCUCUGGGAGGGCAUGCUCAACGCCACCACCCACGGGCUGCUUUGGCGCAGCCCUGGAGCCAUCCGCUACCUGAUGACCGUUCCAGGGAAAGUGGGUGAGGACCUGCUCCUCGUGAGUUCAGAAGCCUGUGUGCUGUUGGACGGGCAGGAGCUGGCACCCAGGUGGAUCUUCAGCGCAGCCCGGGUCCUGAGAAGACCCAUCCUUGGCUACUACAAACCUGACACCUUGGCUGUGGUCAUUGAAAAUGGAACCGGCAUUGACAGACAGAUCCUGCUCCUGGACCUCAGCACGGGGGCCGUCCUGUGGAACCAGGCCCUCCCGGGCCUCCCCGGGGACCCGCAGUCUGCCAGCCUGCCAACUGCAGACCACCGCUCAGCCUUCUUCUUCUGGGGUCUCCACGAGCUGAUGGGCACCAACCAGACAGAGCCCGGAGACACCCAGCACAGCCUGUACAUGUUCCACCCCACUGUGCCCGGCGUCCUGCUGGAGCUGGCCAACAUCUCCGCCAACAUCGUUGCCUUCCAAGCGGUCCUGUUUGAGCCAAGCCGCCACGCUGCCUACGUCCUCCUGACGGGCCCCACUCGCCAAGACGCUCCUGGCGUGGUCUCUGUAGCCAAGCACAAGGUGCGGGACCUCGUCCCGAGCAGUAGGGUGGUUCGCCUGGCCGAGGGCGGGCCUGACAGUGACCAGGCGGUCCGGGACCGGUUCUCCCGCCUGCGGUACCGCAGCGAGGCCUAGACGCCUGGUGGCCAGCGAGGUGCGAGGGGCUCCAGCUGCUGAGAUUAAACACCGUGGGACAUCGGUCUUUCGCUCGGUUUGCACGCUGACCCCUCUCGUCUCCGUCGUGCCCAGGGACGUGCGUGGGUGAGGGGAUGGCCGGGCCUCUCCCUCAUGCGCCGCACACCACGUCCCCGCAGGUCCUCGCUCUGCCCCACUGGGGUCUUGCUCAUGGCCGGCUGCCUUCACCGUGGCCUCUCUGGGCUGCCUUGGGCACAGCUGGGCCCUACAGCACCACUCUCACUUGUCCACACCUGGCUGGAGGGGCCGGGGCUUUGGGAAGAGCCCCAGCCUGCAGAAGUCCCCUCCCUCGUCCCAUCUGCACCCACCCUGUCUGCACAUCUCCCUGGGGCCUGCGGUGGCCUCAGGGCAACAGCCAGGCCCUGAGGCCAUUCCAGCUUCUGGCCUUUCUCAGAGCAAAGGGGGGGCUAGACUCUGGUGUGGUUGGUGGACACUUGCCCUGGGGGCCCCUUUGACAGGCCCGUGAGGAAUGGGAUGCCUUGGAGCCGUGAGGCUGGCCUGCUGCUCAUGGACGCGCUGAGGGGCAUUUUCACCCCUGUGCUGUGAAUGUCGCGAGGAACCGGCCGUAAGGCCCACACUGGGGUCAGUCUGUACCCUCUCAACACACACUGGAGCUGCUUGUCCCUCGGGGGUCCCUACACCCCUGGCCAGUGCCUGGC
This is a messenger RNA of Puma concolor (puma), 2378 nucleotides long. The record is from RefSeq and is a predicted model, not a curated record. NCBI's taxonomy places the organism in Eukaryota, Metazoa, Chordata, Mammalia, Carnivora, Felidae.